Messenger RNA from Maudiozyma barnettii, 1227 nucleotides. RefSeq names its product protein-arginine N5-methyltransferase (gene RMT2). The transcript has a single exon. Gene Ontology annotation, cellular component: cytoplasm; nucleus. NCBI's taxonomy places the organism in Eukaryota, Fungi, Ascomycota, Saccharomycetes, Saccharomycetales, Saccharomycetaceae. Bases 1 to 1227 code for a protein of 408 amino acids. The record is from RefSeq and is a predicted model, not a curated record. Gene Ontology annotation, biological process: peptidyl-arginine methylation. Gene Ontology annotation, molecular function: protein arginine N5-methyltransferase activity.
AUGUCCGAUUUACACCAUCUUUUGACCUUCCCUACGAGGCCUAUCACAUCAGAUGUCUAUGAGACCCAAUUGGCUCAUCUCUUAAAAUCUGGUAUUCCACCUACAUACACUUUGGAACAAGUGGCAGCUUUCGAACAAGGUAAAGAGGACGAAGAUGAUGAUGGUUCUGAGAGUUCAAAUACAACCCCAUUACAUAUCCUAGCGAGAUCGUUGCCUAGAGAUGCUACCAAAGAGGAAUUGAAUGUGGUUCUUAAUCUGAUGAAUACAUUAUUUGAAUAUGGAGCUGGUUGGAACUUCCUAGAUUACGAAAAUAAAUCCAUUGGCGAUUUAUUACUUGAGGCUGGACAGUAUCGUAAUAGUGCGCUGUAUCAACGUGUUAUAGAAGCCGGUGUGAGUGCAGAGUUACUUCUCAGAAAAGUUAAUGGUGGAGAUGUCGAAUUUCUAGACGAUUUAGAAGGGAUUGAACAAGAACAAGAGAUACAAACUAAACUCGUUGACGAUUCUAGUGUCCCUGAAAUUUCUGAUAGUAUUGACGCUAGUGAUUCUGAUUUAACUGCUGCAGAUCCAAUGACAUACCUAAACACUAAAUUGGAAUAUACAGACGACAAACUGAUAACGAAGGACAACAAAGAUGGUGUUAUGAUGGACUGGGAAGAUGGAAUUAUGAAACUUGCAGCCGAAACUUUGUUCUCUGAUUCUUCAAAUACCAUCAAUUCUACCGUGUUAAAUAUUGGAUUUGGGAUGGGUAUUAUCGACACAUACAUUCAAGAAAAGAACCCUGCUCAUCAUUAUAUAUGUGAAGCCCACCCUGACGUACUUGCUAAGAUGAAGAAAGAUGGUUGGUAUGAGAAACCAAACGUAACUAUCUUGGAAGGAAGAUGGCAGAAUACUUUGAAUAAAUUACUAGAUGACGGUAACGUCUUCUUCGAUGGUAUAUAUUAUGAUACCUUCAGUGAACAUUAUGAAGAUAUGCUAAAUCUAUACGAUAUUAUAGUAGGGUUAAUUAAACCGGAGGGGGUCUUUUCGUUCUUCAAUGGAUUAGGUGCAGACAGACCGAUAUGCUAUGAUGUUUAUAAAAGAAUUGUUGAGAUGGACGUUAAUAAUUACGGUAUGAAGUGUGAAUAUACCACUGUACAGAUUGGUAAACAGUUACCUGAUUGGAGCGACGUUAAACGUUCAUAUUAUAACUGUGAUUAUUAUUAUCAUCCACGUAUAUCAUUUAUGUAA